AAAACGGGCUUUUGAUUUAUUCUUUCCGUUGCGCCUUGACCUCGUGUGAUAGAAACUUCAGGCAAAGGCACGCAAACGGGCUAUUUGUUUCUUUCCGUUCCGUUUCCAUUGAUGUUUGGUUGUUUGAUUUUUGUUUCCGAUGUGUAGCUUUAAGUAACAACCCUAGAUGCGCAAACCAGUUAUAACCAGCGGGCAGUGGUGUUUCGUUCGUGAUGCGAUAUUCGAAGAGCAACUUCCAUGUGUGGGCCUGCUGCUACUAUUCGCUACUAUUGUGUCUGAUGCCUUCGGGAGCUGCCCAAAUUGAUGGGAACCACCGCGAAGGUGAUGAUGGUAGUGACGGUGUUGGUCGUAGUGCGAUACAUUCGGACCCGGAUAACUUGGUCGCCGACGAUCCACACCAUGAUCUUUACCAUCAGAAACAACCAUCGCAAGUACCCUAUCAACCACCCAGCAGCUAUCAAUCCACGGAACGAGUGUCGGAGUCGUCCCACCAACCUCAACAGCAACUCUCGCAAUAUCCUGCAAAAGGGACCACUGGCUCUCCGUCAUACCAGCAACCUAAACAGCGCCAAACCCAUCCAUAUCCGCAGCAUCAUCAUGUGGCUCCAUCAGUGACUCCUUCUUCAUCAUCGAAACAAAGCUUGUCUACUGGCGAAACCGGAAGCAGUAGCAGUAGCAGUUUGUUGCACUCAUCGUCUGCGGGAAGUGGAAUGCAACAACUUCCGUCUCCGGGUCGCUCACUCGAGACCCGUAACUCGUACGCUGUCCUUAGUCAAGCGAUGUCGCAAGCAGUGCAUCAUGAAUUCGAUUUUCUCUUCCUGAUUUCAGGAACUUACGGGAGUGGAUCGGUGGCUGCCGGCGACGGUGGAGUGGGCGUUGGAACGGGAGCUUGUUCGAUCGACGACAUUGACUGCUUGGCACAUCACGACCAACUGGGUAUGGAGGCGAUACGCUCCCUACAUCGGCAGCUUGAUGAUGAUGAUAAUGGUGAUAUUGAUCUUUCUGAAUCGGAUGACUUUCUACGCGAAGAGCUCAAAUAUGACUCAGGCUACGAGAAACGCCAUAAAGCGUUCCACUUCAACGAUGACAUGCACAUUUCGGUGAAGGAAUUGUGGGAAGCUUGGCUACGGUCAGAGGUGCACAACUGGACUGUUGACCAGACGACCGAGUGGUUGGCACAGAGUGUUCAGUUGCCACAGUAUGUGCAUCUCUUCCGGUUGCACAAGGUUACCGGAAAGGUGCUACCUAGGCUUGCUGUGAACAAUAUGCAUUACGUGAGCAACGUGCUCGGUAUCAAGGAUCCGAUCCACAAGCAAAAGAUCGCCUUAAAAGCAAUGGACGCCGUGCUAUUUGGUCCUCCAAGAGAGACCGGAACGCGGUGGAAGGAUCUGUUACUUGUGACGCUCCUACUGACUGCUAUCAUAGGCAGCUGGUAUGCAUAUCACCAGAAUAAAAAUGCAAAAAUUCAUAUCCGACGCAUGGCGAAGGAUGUGGAAGGGCUACUGAAGGCGGAGGUAGCACUGAAGGAGAUGCAAAAGGAGCUCGAACAAGCGCGCCUUGAACAAGAAAACGUCGGUAAAGAGAAGCUCGAUCUAGAGCGGCGGUUACGCGAGGCGCCCACUCUCACAACUUCGAGCUCCGAUCUUGAACUGCAGCAGUUAAAGCAGGAGAUCGAGAUGCUACGCUUAGAGCUGUCUCGGGCUGAAGGAGAAAUUAACGAUCAUUGCUGGACACCGCCGCAGGGUCUGCAAAGUUGGCUGCAGCUAACGUACGAGCUGGAGCACAAACAUCACAUACGGAAGCGUGUAAUGGCAGAAAAGCAGCUGGAGCAGGCGCGUGAAGCAUGCGAGAAGCUUAAGAAAAAGCGUUCCAGCCUUGUUGGCGCUUUCGUGUCAACACACGGCAAAAGCAUUGACGAUGUUGAUCGAAGCAUCGUCGAGGCGCGAAACGCACUUAACGACGUCACAAAUGAUCUACAGGAACGGAUGCAUCGGUGGAAACAGAUCGAAACUCUUCUCGGUUUCAGCAUCGUUAACAAUAGCGGCAUUGCACACUUGGAAAAUUUACUCUACAACCGCAACGGUGUCGGUGGCAAAUCCUAUCGAUCCCGACUGUCCAGCAGCCAGGACGAUUUGGAUGACGAUUCCGUGCAAGGUAAGCCGCUCAGCUUUGACAAUUUUUCUAUGUUCUCGUCGGAAUGAUGAAGAAGAAAAUGGGCUUGAAAAACGAGCUCCUUGGGAAGCUCUUUGUUUGGUGCCAAGAUCGUGGAGCCAGACAGGCAGCAAUAAAGCGUCCAUUCAUCGUCCACGUACAUUUAGUUACUCGUAAAUGUUUAUGUUUGUUAUUAUUAA
Molecule: messenger RNA, 2351 nt
Organism: Anopheles bellator
Lineage: Eukaryota; Metazoa; Arthropoda; Insecta; Diptera; Culicidae
Gene: Stim
Product: stromal interaction molecule homolog
Exons: 7
Coding region: 213-2201 (662 amino acids)
Biological process (GO): activation of store-operated calcium channel activity; intracellular calcium ion homeostasis; store-operated calcium entry
Cellular component (GO): endoplasmic reticulum; plasma membrane
Molecular function (GO): calcium channel regulator activity; calcium ion binding; protein binding
Source: RefSeq, a predicted model, not a curated record